Molecule: messenger RNA, 2025 nt
Organism: Guillardia theta CCMP2712
Lineage: Eukaryota; Cryptophyceae; Pyrenomonadales; Geminigeraceae
Exons: 2
Coding region: 1-2025 (674 amino acids)
Biological process (GO): pentose-phosphate shunt
Cellular component (GO): cytosol
Molecular function (GO): transketolase activity
Source: RefSeq, a predicted model, not a curated record
AUGCAGACUGCAACUGGUGUUGACACAGCUGCCCUCACUCGUGCAGCCAACGAGGCUCGUGGACUUGCCAUGGACUCCAUUGCUGCGGCCAAGUCUGGGCAUCUUGGACUUCCGCUUGGCUGCGCUGAGAUCGGAGCCGUGCUCUAUUCCGAGUUCCUGCAGCAUAACCCCAAGGAUCCUCAGUGGUUGAACCGCGAUAGGUUCAUCUUGUCUGGUGGACACGGAUCCAUGUUCCUGUACUCGUGGCUUCACUUGGCCGGCUAUGAUCUUCCCUUGGAGGAGGUCAAGAACUUCCGUCAGCAUCAUUCCAUGACCCCGGGGCAUCCUGAGUUCCCCAACUCCGAGCACAACACUCCUGGCAUCGAGGCCACCACUGGCCCCCUCGGUCAGGGAGUGGUCAACGCUGCAGGAGCUGCUGCUGCACAGAAGAUGGAGCAGGCCAUGUUCAACACCAAGGAUCACACCAUCUUCGACUCUGUCACCGUUGCUCUUUGCGGUGAUGGAUGCCUCCAGGAGGGUGUUUCAGCUGAAGGUGCUGCUUUUGCUGCUCACGAGGGUUUGGACAACCUCAUCAUUGUUUACGAUUCCAAUGAUGUCACUCUUGACAAGAUGGCUGAGUACACCCAGUCUGAGGACACUGCCAAGAGAUACGAGGCGUACGGAUGGGAGGUGGUUACCAUUGACGGUCACGAUAUCAACGCCGUCAAGUCAACCCUCGACAAGUUCAGGGCCUCCAAGAACGGCAAGCCUAAGCUCUUGGUGUGCAAGACCAUCAUCGGCAAGGGAAUCGACGAGGUCGCUGGUACCAACGCUGCUCACGGUGAAGCCGGCGUGAAGUAUGUUGCGGAAUCCAAGAAGAGACUCGGCUUGACUGAGCCGUGGCAAGUUUCCCAGGACACAUACAAGCAUUUUGAGAAUGUUCAGAAGAGGAACGAGCAGAAGUACAAUGCAUGGAAGGAUACCUUCAAUGCCUGGAAGUCUGCCAAUGCCGACAAAGCAGCCCUUCUCGAGAAGUUCCAGAAGAAGCAGACUCCCUCUGCUGAAGAGAUGUUCAAGGCCAUUCCUGAGAUUUCCAAGGGCAAGAACAUUGCCACCCGUGAGGCUGGAUCCAUCGUGAUCAACCACAUCUCGGACCUCGUGCCUCAGUUCCUCUCUGGUUCUGCCGAUCUUCACGGAUCCAACAAGAACUACAUCAAGAAUGGCGGAAACUUCGGCAGGGGAUUUGACAAGACCUAUGCUGGAAAGAACUUCUACUUUGGAAUCCGCGAGCAUGGUAUGGGAGCCAUCAUGAAUGGAAUCUCCUUCCAUGGAUUGUUCAGACCAUCUGGCGCCACCUUCUUGGUUUUCGUCGAUUACAUGCGCGCUACCAUCCGUGUGGCUGCUCUGGCUGAAUUGCCCACCACCUACAUCUUGACUCACGACUCCAUCGGUGUUGGCGAGGACGGUCCCACCCAUCAGCCUGUCGAGACUGUUUCUUCUCUCCGCGUGUUCCCCAACUUGGACGUCAUCCGCCCGGCUGACCCCGAGGAGACCGUCGGAGCCUACGUCCAUUCUCAGCAGCGCCAGGAUGGUCCCACUGCCAUCAUCCUCACUCGUCAGAACGUCAAGACUCUCGACGAGAUUCCUGUUCAGACCAGGCGUGAGGGUGUGUUGAAGGGAGCUUACGUCGCCAAGAAGGAGUCCGGGGCCCUCAAGAUGAUCAUCAUGGCUUCUGGAUCCGAGGUUCAGCACGCUAUGGCUGCUGCCGAGCAGCUCGGAGAUGGCAUCCGCGUUGUUUCCAUGCCAUCGAUGAACCUCUUCAACAAGCAGAGCAAGGAGUACAGGGACUCGGUCCUUCCUCCUUCCUGCUUGAAGAGGGUUGCUAUGGAGGCCGGUGUCGGUUCCAUGUGGUACCAGUAUGUUGGAUUGGACGGAAAGGUUGUUAGUGUCGAGAGGUUCGGCUUCUCUGCCCCAGGAGACAUCGUGAUGUCGGAGCUUGGAAUGACUGCCGAGAACCUUAUUAAGGAAUGCAAAGCGUACAUGUAA